UAAUUAUUUUAGAAAGUAAUAUAAAGUUCUUUAACCACUCUGUUUUAGGAAUAACCUAAAUUUAAACACUCCUCCGGAGGGCCCUCAGAAAGCCAUCACUUUAUGAAUCAAAUAACCGCACCUAAAGAAUUGUAAAUAAUGGAAGACAAGCAAAGAAUGCUUGAAAAAUGCAGCCAUAUGGCAUUAAAGCAUGCUGACGCCGAGUCGGAGUUGGAUGAUUGUCCAAAGUGCUCAAGUCAGUGCAAAGAUCUUGUCAUUCACUUUUUCAAUUUUUUAGAUACGGAUCGUGAUAAAAUUCAUUUAUUGAUUGAUCACACUACAACAACUCUCAAUUUCAUGGAUCAGGAGUAUCAUGGAUUACCAUACAUUAUGUCCUUUUACAUCAACCUACCAAGAAGUGAACAUGUCCUUAAAAAUAUUGAAGCUGAAAGACUCAGAGAGUACAAGGAAAAGGAGUGUAUAGGUUACAGUGUUAAUGUUCGCGGUACUAUUACCUUUGACGGAGAUAUUGGCACUGAAAAGUGGUUUCAACAGAAAUUCAUAAUUUUAGAAAUUAAUGAAAAAUUCAAAAUACUUGAAAUGGAGUUUCAAUAUUUAGAAAUCGAGUUUCAACAUUUAGAAGAAUAAAGACCGAUAUCAUUUUUCGUAGCUAA
This is a messenger RNA of Teleopsis dalmanni, 653 nucleotides long. RefSeq lists its product as uncharacterized. Lineage: Eukaryota; Metazoa; Arthropoda; Insecta; Diptera; Diopsidae. The transcript has 3 exons. The record is from RefSeq and is a predicted model, not a curated record. Bases 139 to 627 code for a protein of 162 amino acids.